UCCCCAUCUCCAGCCUCCCCCUCCCCCUUGUGUCAGCAUUCACCUGCCUCCCUCCACACUUACCAGAACCAAAAUGGCAUGGAAUUGCCAAGGGAGACCAUCUGACACCCCUUAGGACACCCCAGGCUUGGCGCCCUUGAUUCCGAACCCCAGCCACAUCAGGACAUAGACCACCUUCCAUCUUCUCCCCCGAGCCCGAGGAAAAGGGAAGAGGAUGAAGGGUGGAGGGUAGGAUUUGAGUGGUCACCUUGAUGCCAAAGGUACAUCAUAUUCAGAUUCCUGUCAGUGCUGACGACUUGUUGAGAGUGACGUUUAGCACAAUACUUCGAAGAAACCUAAAACCUCCCUCAAAAAACCGAACAAAAGGCUGUAUAAAGACUUACUUGGCACCUCCACUGGAAAAGGCUUCAUGGCCAAAUACAGCAGAUGUGGGAGGCGCUCCUCGCAGGCAUGCGCAACCGGGAGAACAGCUCGCCCUGCCAGGGCAACGGGGAGCCGGCGGGCAGGGGCAAGGCCCCGGGCAUGGGGUGGCCCGGCGACGAGGAGCCCUGCAACGACGCGACCGCCCCGUCCUACAAGAAGCCUCUGUACGGCAUCUCGCACAAGAUCAUGGAGAAGAAGAACCCCCCGGCCGGGGACGGGCUCAGCACCUACGAGCUCUUUGAAAAGGCGAACGCCAGCAACAGCCCGUCCCCGCUGCGGCUCCUGAACGAGCCCCAGAAGCGGGACUGCGGGGGUGGGGGCGGGGCGGCGGCGGCCAGCGACGGGGACCCCAACAUCUACUUUCUGAUCCAGAAGAUGUUCUAUAUGCUCAACACGCUCUCUUCCAACAUGUCCCAGCUGCACAGCAAGGUGGACCUGCUGUCGCUGGAAGUGAGCCGCAUCAAGAAGCAGGUGAGCCCCAGCGAGAUGGUGGCCAAGUUCCAGCCACCCCCCGAGUACCAGCUCACGGCGGCGGAGCUCAAGCAGAUCGUGGACCAGAGCCUGUCGGGCGGCGACCUGGCCUGCCGCCUGCUGGUGCAGCUCUUCCCGGAGCUCUUCAGCGACGUGGACUUCUCCCGCGGCUGCAGUGCGUGCGGCUUCGCGGCCAAGCGCAAGCUGGAGUCGCUGCACCUGCAGCUCAUCCGCAACUACGUGGAGGUCUACUACCCGUCGGUGAAGGACACGGCCGUGUGGCAGGCCGAGUGCCUGCCGCAGCUCAACGACUUCUUCAGCCGCUUCUGGGCCCAGCGGGAAAUGGAGGACAGCCAGCCCGGCGGCCAGGUCCCCGGCUUCUUCGAGGCCGAGCAGGUGGACGCGGGCCACUUCCUGGACAGCAAGGACCAGGAGGAGGCCCUGUCCCUGGAGCGGAGCAGCACCAUCGCCUCGGACCACGUGGUGGACACGCAGGACCUCACCGAGUUCCUGGACGAAGCCUCGUCGCCUGGCGAGUUCGCCGUGUUCCUUCUGCACCGGCUCUUCCCCGAGCUCUUCGACCACCGUAAGCUGGGCGAGCAGUUCAGCUGCUACGGGGACGGCGGCAAGCAGGAGCUGGACCCGCAGCGGCUGCAGAUCAUCCGCAACUACACGGAGAUCUACUUCCCCGACAUGCAGGAGGAGGACGCCUGGCUGCAGCAGUGCGCCCAGCGCCUCAACGACGAGCUCGAGGGCCUGGCGCUGGACGGCGGCAGCGAGGGCGAGGCGGCCCGCGACGACUGCUACGACUCCUCCAGCCUGCCCGACGACAUCUCCGUGGUCAAGGUGGAGGACAGCUUCGAGGGCGAGCGGCCCGGACGGCGGUCCAAGAAGAUCUGGCUGGUGCCCAUCGACUUCGACAAGCUGGAGAUCCCGCAGCCCGACUUCGAGGUGCCGGGCGCCGAGCGCCUGCUCAGCAAGGAGCAGCUGCGCAGCAUCUACGAGAGCAGCCUGUCCAUCGGCAACUUCGCAUCGCGCCUGCUGGUGCACCUCUUCCCCGAGCUCUUCACGCACGAGAACCUGCGCAAGCAGUACAACUGCAGCGGCUCCCUGGGCAAGAAGCAGCUGGACCCGUCCCGCAUCAAGCUCAUCCGCCACUACGUGCAGCUGCUGUACCCGCGCGCCAAGAACGACCGCGUGUGGACGCUGGAGUUCGUGGGCAAGCUGGACGAGCGCUGCCGGCGCCGGGACACGGAGCAGCGGCGCUCCUACCAGCAGCAGCGCAAGGUCCACGUGCCGGGCCCCGAGUGCAGGGACCUGGCGAGCUAUGCAAUCAACCCCGAGAGGUUCCGAGAGGAGUUCGAGGGGCCCCCGCUGCCCCCCGAGAGAAGCAGCAAGGACUUCUGCAAGAUCCCCCUGGACGAGCUGGUGGUUCCCUCGCCCGACUUCCCGGUGCCUUCGCCGUACCUGCUGUCGGACAAGGAGGUGCGCGAGAUCGUGCAGCAGAGCCUCUCCGUGGGCAACUUCGCCGCGCGGCUCCUGGUCAGGCUCUUCCCCGAACUCUUCACUGCCGAGAACCUGCGGCUGCAGUACAACCACUCGGGCGCCUGCAACAAGAAGCAGCUGGACCCCACGCGCCUGCGGCUCAUCCGCCACUACGUGGAGGCCGUGUACCCGGUGGAGAAGAUGGAGGAGGUGUGGCACUACGAGUGCAUCCCGAGCAUCGACGAGCGGUGCCGCCGCCCCAACAGGAAGAAAUGCGACAUCCUCAAGAAAGCCAAGAAAGUGGAGAAGUGACCGGCGGGGGGGGGCCCCCCACCCCCGGGGACCCGGCGGUUCUUUUAGAGCACGAGGACGGUGUCCACAGACGCGCACCUUAUGUCCGUGGGGAGCGGCUUAGUCCAUUUGCACACGUGAACACCACCCAGCCACAAGUGAGCGAGGCCCUGCGCUUGGUCUCUCCCCCUCCCGACUCCUGUCCUGUGUCCCCGCGGGGCAGCCGCAGCCGGGGAGGGCGCUGAGCCCGGAGAGUAGAGGGGCCUCAGGAGUAGGGUUCUCCCCUUGGCGGCGUCCCCUGCCCCCUGCGAUUUCAAAUGCAUAUUCAGCAGCUCUCCUCUCUCCCGUUCCUCUUCCCACAUUUUACAUCUUCCAUUUUUAUUAAAAAAAAAUUUUUUUUAAUUAAAAAGAAACCCUUUUUAAGGGGAAAAAAGAAAUCAGUGGGCUCUUUGGGGGCCGCUUUACUUAGAAAAAUUAUCUCUUAAAUAUUGGAGAUGAAGUACUGUAAGAUGACUUCAGUUGCUGGGAUUCUUUUUUUUUUUUUUAAAGAUGGUUUCAGAUUUAUGAAAUUUUUAGAAAUGCCAUGUUCCUGCAUGAUGGCUAAUAAUAGCUCCGGGUGGCAUAGAGACCGAUUUUACUGACCUUGUCUUUUACAUCCGACUUUGGAAGAGUCAAGAUGCCCCUUGGAUGGCAGUAGAGGGGAUGGAAUAGUGUGACGUCCUUUCCCACCAUGGUUGCAUUCUCCCUUCCGCUGCGGUGCUGAGGAAGGGGCCCACUCACGCGACCUGGCCUAUUCCUAGUUGCCAUGUCGGUAGAAUGUUGUGCUCACUCUCUGUAGACGAGAACACUGGAUGAUGAUGAUGAUGAUGAUGAUGAUGAUGACAUGAAUGUAGAUAGACGUGGAAACACGUACACGAUGUCAUUCUGAGCUGUGUCCUUCCACUGCCCCCUUCCCUCUCUACACAAGGAUGCUGUUUGGCGGGGCGGACACAUUUCCUUGAAAAACAGUGUGUGUGUGAAUAUUUGGCUUCUUGUUUGAUUGAAGGAGGGACCCCUCUGGGCUCUCCAGAGCUGUUUACUUUCCGUGUGUGUAUUUGUGCAACACCCGGGUUCUGGGAGCUGUCUGGUGGCUUCACCACGCCUCAGUGUUGGCCCCUCCCGUCAAUAGCACAUCCUUGUUCCUCAGGGCAAGCCCAGGCCUUGGGCCCUCUUGGGGAUACCUGGCAUUGGAAGGUCACAGGUCAUUCAAAUGGGGCUCCCCUGUCCCUUCCCAGGAUCCACUCAGCUGUCCCCUCACAACCCCCCCCCCCCCCCAAAGCUCUGCUGCCCUACAUCUGGCCGGUCCCGUGGCCUUGGAGUCAGACCUCUCUUCUUUCCUCACUGCUGGGGAAGGUCAGACUGCUCCAGGCCAGUGGCGUACUCUCCAGGACAUCCCGUCAGCAAAUUCCCCAGCAGGUCAAGUCCUGAGAAACAGUACUUUUUACCUACCUGAUCUUGGGGUCCAGCUCCCUAAGAGGGAAAGGAAACCGUGUAACUCAAACUGAACACUUCAUCCCAGAAACUUAGAAUAUGAACUGAACCACACAGGGUCAUCCUGAAAUCCUUGUGGAAUGUUGCAGAUUUAAUAACCUAGUGGCUUAAUGUUUUGCUACCUUAAAAUGCAGAAAUAAUAGAAACAAUCUGUGAAUUUUGCCUGCACCCAGAGGGCCUUUUUCUUUCUUUCUUUCUUUCUUUCUUUUUUUUUAAUGACAGGAUUUUGAGCAAUGUAAAGUUGCCAAUCUGACUUUAGUAAAUUUGCUUUUAAAUGUCAUUUACAGAUUAUUUCUGUUGAAACUGCAGACCUAAAUUAUUGAAAUUUAGAAAUGCACAGGGACUUAAUGACUCUGUCUCACACACACACACACACACACCCCCACCCACAUGUGCACACACAUUUCUUCUUACUAAAAAACUUAAGUGGGACGAAGGGGACCUACAUGAAUAAGGAGCUCAGCCUCUUUGUGCCUGGAAAGAAGGGACUAGAGCAGCCAGGAAACUCCCCCCCCUCCCCCCACUUGGGCCUUUCUCUAUGCCUUAGUCUCUCCAACACACACUUGCGCGUGCGUGCACACGCCCUACCCAAAGACGGCAGUGGCACUCUCGCCCGCCAGCCCUGUCGUGGUUGGAGAGUGCCGUGGAAUUUGUCCUGGUCUCUAGGAUGUGUCCGAGAGGAUUCCAAGCCAUGUGAAAAUUGCCCUGCUUUCUAGAGGGUGGACUAUGACCCUACAACUUCAGAAGCACAAUCAUUUAUUAAUAAUAAAAAGUCCUGUCUCCCCACGUCAGAGAAAUCAACAAGUUCUAGGAAUGAAAUGUGUUUUCUUCACAACCUAGAGCAUGUUCAGUUUUUGGAAACUGCAUUUUGGUGGUUUCCUUAAUACCUUUCCUGUGUAGGGCUUCCCCCCCACCCGCCCUGUCCCUUGCCUCCCCCUACCCAACCCAUCUCUCACCCCACCUACUCCCCCACACCUACCACCCCACCCCACCCCACCCCACCCCGGGCCCAAAUCUUAGAGUCCCUUUCAGUGAAGAGAGGUGGACACACUCUGGGAGUUGUUUCCUGUCCCUCUGGACCGUCUCAUCAGGAAACACCUGCAGCUCCUGCGUCCGUCUGUAUGGUGUCCUCAGUUCUCCAGCCAUACAGGUGGGCUCCAGGGCAGUUUUUUAUGUGAAGCAAUAGAAGUACAAGAUACUUAACUUUUGUUUUCAAAAUUUACUAUUUUCCAUAAAAUGUGUUGGUAAACCCCAUCCUCCUCCCCAUCUAAACUCUGGGUUUUACUUGCUUGUUUUUGGAUUAUUUUUUUUCCCCUUUGUAUCCAGAGGACUAAAGAAUUAGCACAGACACAUUCUGAUGUUAAGUAAAAUAGCAAGUCACAAUAGGUGGUAGUGACCCUCGUUUUCUCCGUUAGUAAGUCUUAAAAGAAUGUAUGAAGGUAGUCAUGAAUGUACUAAGUGUUCUAAUCCUGCUUCAGUUCACUUUGGCUGUGUCUACAUGACAACAAAUGUUUGACAGGGAAUAAAGUUGUGUCUAGUGUCAUGGGCGUUAGUGUGCCCCUCCCCCUUCAGCGUUGGCCCCAGAUCUUCCUUUUUUUUUAAGUUUGGGUGGAGGGGGUAACCGUCGGCAGCAAUCAUCAACCAACCAAUGGGAUCUACUUAGCGGUGAAAGGCUUCGCCGUUUAAAUGGUAAGUCACUGGCCUGACCUCGCCGCAGCAUGGCCACUGGGGUUCCUCUAGAGAUGGCCUCAGUUUCCACCUUCCCCCCCAAAUGUUUGCUUCUUGUCUGAUUGCAGAGGGGUCCUGAGACCCCCGUUUGGAGGUCCUUGCGAUCUCUCCCCUGCCCGGCUGUGUGGCUAGCAGUAGGAAGUGGAGGUGGGGGCCAAGGGGCUGUUAAUGCCAUUUGGAAAUACUUGCCUCGUGUAGAUCCAGCCUUAAUGUUCUUCUGACAUCCUAGUGAAAGCAGACCCUGCACAAAGUGGAUAUCAGAGUUAAUACUGUGAGGAGACAAAAUAAUGAGCAUAGUUUUACCAAAGAUAAUGAAAUACCGCAUAAUGUCUGCAUCUUACCAUUGAUUUGAGUGCAUCCUUAGAAAACUGAAUGUAACAAAAAACAAAACAAAACAAAACAAAACAAACCCAGGACAUUUUUGGAAAUUGUAUGCUCUCUAGCAACUUUGUGUGAAUUUUUAUACAAGCACUGUUUUAUGAGUUAUAUAAAAUGUUAUAAAAAUAGAAAAAAAA
Canis lupus familiaris (dog) is the source of this 6443-nucleotide messenger RNA. It is a transcript of the gene BEND3, whose product is annotated as BEN domain containing 3. NCBI's taxonomy places the organism in Eukaryota, Metazoa, Chordata, Mammalia, Carnivora, Canidae. Bases 427 to 2691 code for a protein of 754 amino acids. The transcript is spliced from 2 exons. Gene Ontology annotation, molecular function: DNA binding. Gene Ontology annotation, biological process: rDNA heterochromatin formation. The record is from RefSeq and is a predicted model, not a curated record. Gene Ontology annotation, cellular component: heterochromatin.